AUUGUUUGUCUUGUUUGACAAAAAGGACGAAAAGCCAGAGUUGACGGCUACUUUUUCUUAUUUAUUUUACGAAAACCAAAGCUAGUUAUGGGAUUAUAACAACUAAAACAUGGAAAACCUGUACUGCAGAUUCUGCGCCGAGCCCAAGAGCUCCGAAAAGCUUUUGAACCUUCAGAACGACGCAGAAAAACACGAUGAAAUAAUAUUAAAACUCGCAUUUGUGAAUGCAGUGUAUGUCAACGUUACGAACAGUGAUAUGUUGCCGAAAACGAUAUGUUUUAUAUGUUACAACAGUCUAAACAAGGCUUACGAGUUCCUCGACGGUGUGAAGAGAGCGCAAGACGUUCUAUCUAACAUUUUCACAGCAAUAAAUGAAACUAAAGACGACUUAUCGGACGACGAUCGAAUACCAGGUUUUGACGAUUUUCUUGGUAACGACGACUCCGCCGCUGUUAAAACCGAAGGGAACACGUCUAGCAAUCACAUUGGACAGCACAUAGUCGACGUAAGAGUAGAAGUGAAGCAGGAAUUGAAAGAAGAAGCGUCAGACGGCGAAGAUCAAUCAAAUUACGUUGACGCCUUAAAUGUACAUGAUAUUUUGAAUGCUGCGAUAUGUAAUGCCUCGUUUACGUCAAACGUGUACGAACCAGCGACGAUACACGCUAAGGAGAUCGGAGAUUUGAGUAAGAAGGUCGUAAGAUCCUGGAAAGAGUAUCCAUGGGUCUGUGGAUACUGUAACAUAGAGUUUUUAAACAUUGAUAUGUUAAGGUCUCACUGUAAAGUUGUACACGGGAAGUGUUCUGCUUUCAUGUGUAUUGAUUGCAAAGCGGGCAGGAACGAAGACUUCACUAGUUUUAUGAAACAUGUUAGGAAACAUAGAAAAAUGUUGAGAAACCACUGCUACUACUGUGAUUUAAUAUUAGAUAAAACGGACAGCUUAACUAACCACAUAAAACAACACUUUCAAAAAUCACAAUUACCGUGUCCACUCUGCGGUGAGAUAUUAGAAAACGAAGAAUCCUUAAAGAUCCACGUCCAAGACUUCAAUACGAUAAAACAGAAACGAAGACCGAGAAGAAAACCCGGUACGCCCAUCACCGUAGAAGAUUUAACCUGUGAACUAUGUAAAAAGGUCUAUAAGAACCCAAAUAGUCUACGUGACCAUAUGAAGUUACACACGAUUGACCGUAAAAGAAACUACACUUGUGAUCGUUGCGGCAAAAUGUUCUACAACAAAGGUACGCUCACAUCACAUAUCUUAUCACAUGACAAGAACCGUCCCCACGUAUGUAGAAUAUGUAAUAAGUCAUUCUUAUACCCAAAUAUGUUACGAAGGCAUGUGGAAAUGCAUUCUGGGAUUAAACCGUAUUCUUGUGAGCAAUGCGGACGGUGUUUUAGGCUGCAAUAUCAACUGAAUGCCCAUAAGAUCAUACAUACGGACUCCAUGCCAUACGUAUGCUCAUAUUGCAAUAAAGCUUUUAGAUUCAAACAGAUUUUGAAGAACCAUGAAAGGCAACACACCGGUGCUAAACCAUAUUCCUGUCAGCACUGCGGUAUGGAGUUCACGAAUUGGUCAAAUUACAACAAACAUAUGAAACGGAGACACAAUACGGACACUUCAAAGAAAAAGAUUACACCAGAAGGAGUGUUUCCGGUUAAUCCGGAGACAGGACAGAUCAUGCAGGUUCAGGAUCCAGCGGGCACUGAGGAGUGGAAGACCAAGAUCAUGAUACCUGGGAAAAGAGGGAAAAAGAAAGUUAUUAAGCAAGAGAAUAUUUAAUGUACAAAGCAAUUUGAUAACUUCUUUCAUUAUUGCUGUGGUGAACGACUGUAAAUGAAUAAACAAUUUAUCACUAUCGCACGCGCAAGAAUUAUUUACUAUUUGACAAAAAAAACAGCUUCGUCUGAUGGAUUCCAAAAAAUAUAUCUCAUUCGUAUUUUUUUCGUUAGUGUCGUAACAUGGGAUAACGGGAAAACAGUGAGUAAAAAUAUCUUGUGGCGUCACUCGUACCAAGUUUAAAAAAGAAAAUACGUGUUCAAUAUUUUUUGGAAAUUAUCUGACGGACUAAACUUAGUUGCGACUCUGUCAAAUGAUAAGUGCGUUUGAUGUAUUGCAAUAAUUAACAUAUUAAGUGAAAAAUGUCAUCUACAACAAUUAAAAUUAUUUCUCAUAUCUACUUGAUGUCAUAUUGACCCUAAGUGUCUGUAAAGUGUAAGAAAAAUGAUCAAUGUACAAUGCAAUCAUUCGCAUGUCACCACGCCAAACCCACUGAACGCUACGUAUCGCGAGUUUAAUCCCCGCGUAGGACAAGCAUUUGUGU
Trichoplusia ni (cabbage looper) is the source of this 2321-nucleotide messenger RNA. Its product is annotated as gastrula zinc finger protein XlCGF26.1-like. NCBI's taxonomy places the organism in Eukaryota, Metazoa, Arthropoda, Insecta, Lepidoptera, Noctuidae. The transcript has 2 exons. The coding region runs from base 110 to 1780 and encodes 556 amino acids. Gene Ontology annotation, biological process: regulation of transcription by RNA polymerase II. Gene Ontology annotation, cellular component: chromosome; nucleus. Gene Ontology annotation, molecular function: chromatin insulator sequence binding; zinc ion binding. The record is from RefSeq and is a predicted model, not a curated record.